Ricinus communis (castor bean) is the source of this 1760-nucleotide messenger RNA. Its product is annotated as tryptophan--tRNA ligase, chloroplastic/mitochondrial. Gene Ontology annotation, cellular component: mitochondrion; chloroplast. Bases 148 to 1386 code for a protein of 412 amino acids. Gene Ontology annotation, biological process: tryptophanyl-tRNA aminoacylation. The transcript has 15 exons. Gene Ontology annotation, molecular function: tryptophan-tRNA ligase activity; ATP binding. Lineage: Eukaryota; Viridiplantae; Streptophyta; Magnoliopsida; Malpighiales; Euphorbiaceae. The record is from RefSeq and is a predicted model, not a curated record.
CUAAAUCUGUUCUAAUGUACUAGCGACGCCGCAAUGAAACAAAUCUGAGUUAUCAGUUUCUCAACAGCCUCCUCAAAAAAGCUAACCUCCUCAAAAUCUCUUAUCCAAUUAAGCCUCUUUCAACAGCCGACAACAAAAACGACGACAAUGGGACGCGCACUCCUUUCUCAGUUUCUCCUCUCCAAUUCCCCUACAUGCCUUGCGUCCACUUCACUGUCACUCAAUGGACUUCGACGACAGUAUCUUAAAAGUCCGAGGCUAAUUAGUCAGAAUGCACGGCACGCCGCUGCUUUCCGUUGCCAUUGCAGUGUCUCCGCUGCUCAACCUGACGCUCCGGCGAGCUCUUCUAGCGCUGUGAAGAAGAGGAUAGUGUCAGGAGUCCAGCCAACAGGAUCUAUUCACCUUGGAAAUUAUCUCGGUGCUAUAAAAAAUUGGAUAGCUCUGCAGAAUACAUAUGAGACUUUAUUCUUCAUUGUGGACCUCCAUGCGAUUACAUUACCAUAUGAUACACCACAAUUAUCUAAGGCUACAAGGAAUACGGCUGCAAUUUAUUUGGCCUGUGGUGUUGACAAUUCCAGGGCCUCUGUAUUUGUGCAGUCUCACGUACGUGCACAUGUAGAACUAAUGUGGCUUCUAAGUUCUGCCACACCAAUUGGUUGGUUGAAUAGAAUGAUUCAGUUCAAAGAGAAAUCUCGCAAGGCGGGGGAUGAAAAUGUUGGGGUUGCUCUUUUGACUUAUCCUGUUCUAAUGGCUUCUGAUAUUCUUUUGUAUCAGUCCGACUUUGUCCCAGUUGGUGAGGAUCAAAAGCAGCAUCUGGAGCUGACCCGUGAGUUGGCUGAGCGUGUUAAUUAUUUAUAUGGAGGAAGAAAGUGGAAAAAGUUAGGCGGGCGAGGAGGUGCUAUAUUUAAGGUUCCUGAGCCCCUUAUACCACCAGCUGGUGCCCGAGUUAUGUCUCUCACUGAUGGUCUUGCCAAGAUGUCAAAAUCUGCACCUUCUGACCAAUCUCGGAUCAAUCUUCUUGACCCAAAGGAUGUGAUUGCAAACAAGAUAAAGCGAUGCAAAACUGAUUCAUUUCCAGGCCUUGAAUUUGACAACCCUGAAAGACCUGAAUGCAACAAUCUCCUUUCAGUGUAUCAACUUGUUUCUGGCAAGACAAAAGAGGAGGUUGCGCAGGAAUGUCAAGAUAUGAAUUGGGGCACGUUCAAACCUCUCCUAACAGAUGCCUUGAUUGGUCAUCUACAUCCCAUCCAGGUUCAAUAUGAGGAAAUAAUAUCUGAUUCAGCUUAUUUGGAUAGAGUCUUGGAGGAAGGUGCAGCUAAUGCUGCAGAGAUAGCGGAUGCUACUCUCAAUAAUGUAUACCAGGCAAUGGGAUUUUUGCGGAGAUGAGUAGAAUCAAUGCUUGGGGAAGAAUUGUGGGAAAAGACCUGUCAGACAGCAACCUUAAAGUUAACUUUCUGAUGAUCUAUCAUUGCCCACAAUUAUUUGGAUUAGACCCAUGAGCAUAUAUUUGGUGAGUGAAUGAGAUAAUUUAUUGGGAUUGCCCCACAAUUUUGUUUUAAUGCAGCUAGCUCUACCUCUAUCAUCAAGACAGGUGCCUCUUUUAUUCUCUGUUAAUUUGGGAACUCUAUGUGACAUGUUUUUCUUCACAAUGUUUAAGCGCAUUUGAUCUACUGGUAAUCUUAUGUUGAUUUUUGGUUUUCUCCUGUGUCCUUGAUGUGGCCAUAUUGAGUUAUUAAUGAAAUAUUUACCAUUUUGCUUUA